Dipodomys spectabilis (banner-tailed kangaroo rat) is the source of this 2952-nucleotide messenger RNA. It is a transcript of the gene Abcb10, whose product is annotated as ATP binding cassette subfamily B member 10. Gene Ontology annotation, molecular function: ATP binding; ATP hydrolysis activity; ABC-type oligopeptide transporter activity. Gene Ontology annotation, biological process: transmembrane transport. Gene Ontology annotation, cellular component: membrane. Lineage: Eukaryota; Metazoa; Chordata; Mammalia; Rodentia; Heteromyidae. The record is from RefSeq and is a predicted model, not a curated record. Bases 1 to 2133 code for a protein of 710 amino acids. The transcript is spliced from 13 exons.
AUGCCCGGCCCCGCAGCCUGGGCACCGCCGCUGCUGCUCUUGGGCCCGGGACCGGCCGCCUGCGUCUGGACCCGCGCCUGGAUCCCGGCCGCCAGAGCGUGGAUCCCGGCCGCCCGCGCCUGGGCCCCGGCCGCCCGAGCGUGGACCCGCGCCUGGACCCCGGCCGCCCGCGUCUGGACCCCGGCCGCCCCACCGCCUCGGCCGGGGCAGCCGGGCGGCGUGGGCCUGGCGCGGGCGCUGGGACGGUGGGCCGGGGCCUCCGGCGUCCCCCGGAAUGCGGCGCUCGUCCCACGUCCCGCCCCGUGCCCUCCGCGCGCCCGGCUGCAGACCGGCCCGGCCGCCGAGGCCGGGGACAUCGCAGACGCCUCGCGGCGGCGCUCGGAAGCCCGGAGGCUUCUGGGGCUGGUGCGUCCCGAGCGCGGAAGGCUGUCAGCUGCUGUUGGGUUUCUGGCUGUGUCCAGUGUGGUCACCAUGUCUGCCCCCUUCUUCCUCGGGAAGAUCAUCGAUGUCAUCUAUACCGACCCCGCUGUGGACCACGGCCGCAGCCUGACCAGCCUCUGCCUGGGCCUUGCCGGCGUGUUUCUGUGUGGCGCUGCUGCCAAUGCCGUCCGUGUCUACCUCAUGCAGUCUUCAGGUCAGCGCAUCGUGAACAGGCUGCGCACGUCGCUCUUCUCCUCCAUUCUGAGGCAGGAGGUUGCUUUCUUUGACAAGACCCGCACAGGAGAACUGAUUAACCGCCUCUCCUCAGACACUGCACUGCUGGGGCGCUCCGUGACAGAAAACCUCUCAGAUGGGCUCAGGGCUGGGGCCCAGGCCUCGGUUGGCAUCGGCAUGAUGUUUUUUGUCUCACCUAGUCUGGCCACCUUUGUUCUGAGUGUGGUGCCUCCGAUGUCCAUCCUGGCCGUGAUUUAUGGACGAUAUCUACGGAAGCUGUCCAAAGCCACACAGGACUCGUUGGCUCAAGCUACACAGCUAGCUGAGGAACGCAUUGGAAAUGUAAGAACUGUCCGGGCAUUUGGGAAGGAGACGACAGAAGUAGACAAGUAUGCUGGUGGAGUAGACCAUGUGCUACAGCUAGCAAGGAAGGAGGCCUUUGCUCGGGCCGGCUUCUUUGGAGCAGCCGGCCUCUCCGGGAACCUGAUUGUGCUGGCGGUCCUGUACAAGGGAGGUCUGCUGAUGGACACCGCCCACAUGACAGUGGGUGAACUCUCUUCCUUCCUAAUGUAUGCUUUCUGGGUUGGAUUAAGCAUUGGAGGUCUGAGCUCUUUUUACUCUGAGCUGAUGAAAGGUCUGGGCGCCGGCGGGAGGCUCUGGGAACUGCUAGAGAGACAGCCACAGCUCCCUUUCAAUGAGGGGGCCACUCUAAGUGAGAAGAGCUUCCAGGGUGCAUUGGAGUUUAAGAACGUACACUUCGCCUAUCCAGCUCGCCCAGAGGUGCCUGUGUUUCAAGACUUCAGCCUCUCCAUCCCAGCAGGCUCUGUGACGGCGCUGGUCGGCUCCAGCGGUUCCGGCAAAUCCACAGUUGUCUCACUUUUGCUGCGGCUGUAUGACCCUGUUUCUGGGUCAGUCAGUCUCGAUGGCUAUGACAUCCGCCAGCUAAACCCAGUCUGGCUGAGAUCCAAGAUUGGGACAGUAAGCCAGGAACCGGUGUUGUUUUCCUGCUCCAUUGCUGAGAACAUCGCCUAUGGUGCGGCUAGCCCUUCCUCUGUCACAGCCCAGCAGGUGGAGAGGGUGGCGGAAGUGGCCAAUGCCGCCUCCUUCAUCCGGAGCUUCCCCCAGGGCUUCCACACUGUGGUUGGGGAGAAGGGCAUCCUCCUCUCGGGGGGACAGAAACAGAGGAUUGCGAUUGCCCGUGCUCUGCUUAAGAACCCAAAAAUUCUACUCCUGGAUGAAGCAACCAGUGCACUAGAUGCUGAGAAUGAGCACCUGGUCCAGGAGGCUCUGGAUCGACUGAUGGAGGGAAGAACCGUGCUAAUCAUUGCCCACCGUCUGUCCACCAUUAAGAAUGCUAACCUCAUUGCUGUUCUCAACCAAGGAAAAAUCAUUGAACAUGGGAAGCAUGAAGAACUGCUUUCAAAACCAGAUGGCAUAUACAGAAAACUAAUGAACAAGCAGAAUCCUAUAUCAGCAUAAAGAAGCAGCUGCUGCAGAGGCCUGGGGUGCAUGGCCUGUCAUCCCAGGGGGGCUUGCCAGUUUGAGGCCAGCCUAGGCUACAGAGCAAGAUUCCAACUUAAAAAAAAAAUCUUAGAGAUUGUAUGCAAUCUGUGAAUUAUUCACAGAUUAUUGAAACAUGCCUAUUUCCCCAAAGAACGUAAACUAUUGUUUCAAAAUAUACUGUCUUUAAGACAUCUUUAUUCAUAGUCUUAAUAAUUGUAACUUUGUAAACAUCUAUAGCACUGAAGGUAUUUUUAGGUCUUAUAGUUUUUAUCUUGGAACAUUUUAAUACAUCAUGACACCUCAUUUUCUUAUGCCUGCUGUAAUAGAUUGAAGCUGGCAACUUUUAAAAGGGCAUUAUAAAUAAAGCCUCAUUAUUGAAGGCUGGUUUACCAUUCACUGGGGCUCACCUACCUAGGGCCUACUUUUUCUGGCAGAGUAAUGAGAAGUAAAGAUGUAAGCCCGGAUUGUGUCCCAAGCAGCUCACAACAGGAACUACAUAACAUACCAGCAGCAACAGUGAAUUGGUCAGAUGGAGAAGGGGCUGUCGGUCCCUUUGCCUCAGUGUCUUCAGAGAUACAGGAUCCUGUGGGCGAUGGACAAGUUUAAGUAUGUGCAGUUCCCAACGUUUUGGCAGGUAAAAGUCUGCAUUUACAAAGGGAAGAAUCUCCACCCUUUGAAUGGGAAAGCUUUUUUUCCUUUAUUCACAUAUUUGUUUCUAUGACUACUUUGGGGAACCAAGGCAUAAAUAAACCAGUAUUAUUAAGAAAGAUGGAUAAAAAUGAAUUUUUCAAAGUU